This is a messenger RNA of Nematostella vectensis (starlet sea anemone), 2411 nucleotides long. RefSeq lists its product as uncharacterized. Bases 387 to 2372 code for a protein of 661 amino acids. Gene Ontology annotation, cellular component: endoplasmic reticulum. Gene Ontology annotation, molecular function: ubiquitin binding. The record is from RefSeq and is a predicted model, not a curated record. Lineage: Eukaryota; Metazoa; Cnidaria; Anthozoa; Actiniaria; Edwardsiidae. The transcript is spliced from 23 exons.
AUCGGAGAUUGUUAAGUAAUCGACCGGAAGUAAACUGGUGACAAUGCGACUUUAACUAAACAGGAAAUUUAAAAAGAUAGACAAUAAACCGCUCCUGUGUAGCAGUGCCGCUGUUUACUUUUCCUACCACCGGCGUGGGAAAUAUGUUAUCAUAGCUUGUUGACGUAAUCAUUCACAGUGUGUGCUUUCCCAAAGAUAAGAUAGAUCAUUUUACUGUAGAAUUACUGUAGAGUUCGAAGGAUAGAUAGAGGCAACGGCGAGAGAGAAAAUGUCCGAUGACGAAGCAUAUGAACGAUUGAAUCAAUCACGAAGCAUAUGAACGAUUGAAUCAAUCAUUGGGUAACCUUUUAGCAAGUCACCCCAGUCCCGUUAGGGCGGCGGGGCCAAUGUUCAAUCCAUCCUCGAGGUCCCCUACUCCACGUGUUUCGAGGGCCAGGAGAAGAGGAAAUCAACCUUCUCGCACAUUUGUUUGGCUGGAGGACGAAGACAGAGAUCGGCCACCGUCGGUUCCGGCAGGCACCGCUAAGGUUAAGUUUCCAUCAGAUGCCUCUUGGUCCACAGUACUGGACCUAAUUCGUCGCGAGUUGCCAUGCGUUAGGGACACACAGAGCAUCACAUUCUACAAAGCUGCAAUGACAGGGAAUCAUCGCCUGAUGCCAAUUGGUUGCAAUCUUGGUGGUCAAGAGAUUUGCGACCAAUACAGAACCUCGAAAACUAAGGUUUAUUUAGGACGCACGAAUGAUGCACCGCAGACCACUUUAUCCACCCUGACAACAACCACCACUACAACCAUGUCAUCUUCAAUUGCGACCCCUUCAACAAGUGGCACCUACACGACGGCGACAACCACUACCACCGUGUCAUCUUCGAUUGCGACCCCUUCAACCACGAUUGUGACAUCGCCCUCACCAAGUUUUGACGAGUUAUUUAUAAGUCGCCAAUCAUUGCCUAUUGUCCCCCAAGUUAUAGAAGAUGACACAGAUGAGGCAAUGCAUGACUCUGAUGAAGAUGACCAAGUCUGCGAGGCUGGUCCUAUUUUCCAUGGAAGUGGGAUACAAGUUGGUGUUAUUAAGGAGGAUGCCAGUGACAGGGGUAUAUUCCACCCACCAGGCUUGCUUCACUCCUCCCUGGUAGAGUGUAUCAGAAUGGCGCAGCAUGAAAGCGGGACUGCUGAACCUACUUUCCUGCCAUUUACAUUUAAAGCAGUAUUGGGACAAGCACAUGACUCAUGCCGCGGACUUGUUAUUGUUUUAAUAUGCAGCAGGCUUUUUUUAAAGCCAUGCGAGAAAGAGCUUUUAAGUCACCUUGCUGAUAUAUCCCAAUCCUCCAACUCUGCCACACCCAUAUUUUGGUUAGGGGCGAUGAAUACAGAAUAUGGCAAAGAUGCUUCAGAUUCUUUGGGAGGUGAGCAUAUCAGGACACCACAAGUGAUUGUCUGCUCACCAUCUCUUGGACAAGCAGUCCCAACAAUUAUUGAGCGGUUUGUUGGCGCAGCCGAGUUACGAAAGGAAGCUUUUGAAAGGGCAUUACAGUGUAUGGGGCGGACACUUGAAGUUUUCAAGACGGAGCGGCUCAGAAUGAAGGAAAGAGAACUGCUUCUUCGACAGCAGAAGGAUGCACUUGAAGCUUCCCUUUGCAAUGACAGGAAAAAGGAUCAGCACAGCCAGACGACCAUCGUUUCUAAGAUGUUUGAUACAACUGGCAAGCUCCAAGAGAAGGAGGAUGAUGUGAUGGGGGGACCGGUGGAGCCUCAAAAUCUUAACGUACCAGCAGAGGUGUCUCCUGCACAUAGUGAGGUGCCACAAGAGGUAUUGGACACACAAAAUGAGGAAAAAAUUAGGAGGCAACGCAAAGAAAGGGUCUGUGCCCCACCCGAGGGUGCAGACAUUGUUAAAAUAGCCGUCAGAGGCCCUGAUGGCAAACUAAUAAGGAACUCCUUUUCCAAGCAUUCCUGUUUUCAGAUGGUCUAUGACUGGGCAGGAUCCAUGGCCAUUAUGCCUCUACAUUUCUCCCUGCAUAGGGCUGGAGGAGAAAUUGUGAGGCAUGAUGACCAAUUAAAGGGACAUGAGACCCUUAACUUUGCUGAAAGGGAUCACCAACAAAGUGCACAACUUUUAGGAGAUGAGGUUUCUUUCUGUGGAAACUUUCCAAUGGAAUCUCCUGCGGAAGAUACACUAAGAGAGGAGACAGUUGAAACAGCAGGCUGCAGUCAGGUACCAGCAGAGGUGUCUCUGGCAAAUGAGGUGGCAUCAGAGGUAUCAGACACCCAACCUAAGCAAAAACAAGGCGAGCAAGCAAAGAGAAAGAGAAAGAGGGGCAAGGAGAGCAAAAAAAGGAAGAACCACACAAAAAAAAUGUUUAGAAAAGAAUAGUACUUGUAAUAAAAGCAUUAUUAAAAGCAUUAAGCUUAA